AUGUACUCUCUCCCCCGUCUGCACCUGGUGUACUCUCUCCCCCCGCUGGACACUGUGUACUCUCUCCUCGGGACUGCACCUGUGACACUCUCCUCCUGCGGUACCUCUCUCCCUGCCCAACCUGUGUACUCUCGUUCCCUCUCGUCCCCGUCUGCACCUGAGUACUCUCUCCUCCUCCCCCCCCCCCCUCUGCACCUGUGUACUCCACCCCCCGUUCUGCACCUUGUACUCUCUCCUCCCGUACAGCACCUGUGGACUCUCUCCCUCUGGACACCAUCCUCACCUCACGACUGCACCUGGUGUACUCUCGUCUCCGUCUGCAAACUCUUGCUACUCUCUCCCGCCGUCUGCACACCUGUGUCCUACUUCUCCCCCCCCCGUCUGCACCUGUGUACUCCUUCUCCCCCGUCUGGCACCUGUUUACCCUCUCCUCCGUCUGCCCUGUGGAACUCUCUCUUCCUCCCUGACACCUCUCUCCUCCCGCUGCACCUGUGUACUCUCUCCAAUCUCUCCACCGUCUGUCACCUGUUGUACAUGCUCAUUCCCCCGUCGCACCAGUGUACAACUCACGCCCCGUCUGCAACUUGUUACUCUACUCCCCCGUCUGCACCUGUGUACUCUCUCCACUCCGUCUGCACCUGUGGACGGACUUCUCCUGUCCACCUGACACCUCUCUCCUCCGUUCUGCACCUGUGUACACUCUCCUCCGACUGCACCUGUGUACCUUCUCUCCCCCGUCCUGGGCACCUGUGUACUCUCUCCCCCGUCCAGCCCCUGUGUACUCUCUCCCCCGUCUGUCACCCUGUGUACUCACUCCUCCUCUGCACCUUGGGACUCUCCACCUCCCUGACACCUCUCUCCUGCACCUCCGAUCUGCACCUGUGUACUCUCUCCUUCCUCUGCCACCUGUGUACUCUCUCCACCGUCUCACCUGUGUACUUCUCUCCCCCCGUCGCACCUGCACCUGAUGUACUCCCUCACCCCCGUCUUGCCCCUGUGAGUACUCUCGUCGUUCCCCUCCCGAUCUGCACCUUGUACUCUCUCUCUCCCCCGUCUGCACCAGUGUACUCUUCUCCCCCGUCUGGCACCUGUGGGCCACUCUCCACCUUACACACAGUCUCCUCCAUCCGUCUGCACCAGUGUACUCUCGCCUCCGUCCUGCACCUGUGUACUUCUCUCCCCCGACCUGCACCUGUGGUACUCUCUCUCUGCCCUCCGUCUGCACUGUGUUCUCUCCAUCCUCAUUCUCCCCCGUCUGACACCUGUGGUACUCUCUCUUCCUCCGUCUGCACCAGUGACUUCUCACCUCCAGACAAGACCCUCUCCUCCGUCAUGCACCUGUGUACUCCUCUCCUCCGUCUGCAACCUGUGUACUCCUCCCCCCCGUCUGCACCUGAGUACUCUCUCCCCCGUCUGCACCUGUGUACUCUCUCCCCCCGUCUGCACCUGUGUAUCUCUCUCCCUACCGUAUGCACCAGUGGUACUCUCUACCUCCCUGACACCUCUACUCUCCGUCUGCACCUGAUCUACCUGUGGUACUCUCUCCCCCGUCUGCACCUGUGUAACUCUCUCCUCCGUCUGCCCUGUGACUCUCUCCCACCUGACAACCUCUCUCCUCCGUCCUGCACCUGUGUCACUCUCUCCCCGUCUGCACCAGUGUUCUCUCUCCCCACCGUCUGCACCUGUGUACACUCUCCCCCCGUCUGCACCUGUGUACUCACUUCCCCCGACCUGCACCUGUGUACUCUCUCCCCGACUGCACCAGUGGACUCACUACUCCUCCUGUACACCUCUCUCCUACGUCUCUGCACCUUGUACUCUCUCCUCCGACUGUCAACCCUGUGUACUCUCUCCCCCGACUGCAACCUUGUUACACUCUCCCCCGUCCUGCACCUGGAACUGUACUCUCUCCCGCCGUCUGCCACCUGGUGUACUCUCUCCCUCCGUCUGCACCUGAGAGACUCUCUCGCCUCCCUGACACCUCCUCUCCUCCGUCUGCACCUUGUAGCUCUCCUCCCGUCUGCAACCUGUGUACUCUCUUCCCCCGUCUGA
Messenger RNA from Knipowitschia caucasica, 2052 nucleotides. The record is from the annotation of a GenBank genome assembly. Lineage: Eukaryota; Metazoa; Chordata; Actinopteri; Gobiiformes; Gobiidae.